AACACCGGAAGUACUUCAUUCAAGCGUCACCGCGAAUUAAAUCGUAGUGGCGAAACGUUAGCACACUGUAAUUGCCUUCCUCUCUACAAAUUAUAACGCGCUUUCUCUGAAACCAUGGUCGCUAGCUAGCUCUGCACGCCGACUCCUGCGCAUUUUCUUUUGAUUUGUGCAUUUAACUCCGCAGAAAGAUGAGCAGUGAAGCCAAUAAAGAAUUUGAGGAGCAGCUGAGAAUGCAGCAACUCUACAGCCGAAGAAACAAUGAUGGUUCCGACCCGUACACCUAUACUGACCCAAACGAUGGCACUGUGUAUGACUGGGACCAUGAGAAGAAGGCCUGGUUCCCCAAAAUUACAGAGGACUUUAUGGCAGCCUACCAGGCCAAUUAUGGCUUUACUCAUGAGGGUGACCCAGAUGCCAGCAGUGCUCAGCCUGUCGCCACGGCAACAGAGAGCCAGCCUCCAGCUAAGGAGAAACCAGGAGGAGGAGGAGACCUAAUCCCAGGCCACCAUGAGAGUCCAGCUAAAGAUGGCAAACAGAAAGCAGAAAAGAGGAAAGCUGAUCCAGGAUGGUUUGAUAUAGAGGACAACAAGAACACAAACGUAUAUGUGUCAGGCCUCCCCCCUGACACCAGCACUGAGGAGUUUGUGGAGCUCAUGUCCAAGUGUGGCAUUGUGAUGCGGGACCCCAUUACGGAGGAGUUCAAGGUCAAACUGUACAAGGACAAAGAAGGCAACCUGAAGGGAGACGGACUCUGCUGCUACCUCAAGAGGGAGUCUGUGGAAUUGGCCAUGCGUCUAAUUGACGAAUCAGAGGUCAGAGGUUACAGGCUCCACGUGGAAGUGGCACGCUUUGAGCUGAAAGGACAAUAUGACGCCAGCAAGAAGAAGAAAAAGAACAAAGAGUAUCGCAAGAAGCUGCAGCAGCAACAAAAACAGUUGGACUGGAGACCUGAGAAGCAAGGGGACGCCAGGAAGAGACAUGAGAAGGUGGUCAUCAUCAGGAACAUGUUUCAUCCCAGUGACUUUGAGGAGGAUCCGCUGGUUCUGAACGAGUACCGUGACGAUCUGCGAUCGGAAUGUGAGAAGUUUGGCGAGGUCAAGAAGGUCAUUCUCUUUGAUAGACAUCCUGACGGCGUGGCCUCGGUGGCUUUCAAGGAGCAGGAGCCAGCGGAUGCCUGCAUCCAGUCCUUCAAUGGACGCUGGUUUGGAGGACGCCAACUGUCAGCGCAACUUUGGGACGGAGCCACUGACUAUCAGGUGGAGGAGACGACCCGCGAGCGUGAGGAGCGGCUGAAGGGGUGGUCGUCUUUCCUGGAGGGUCCACAGACUGCCUCUAAGCAGCCAGCAGAGGGCACCACAGCAGCGUCCAGCAGCAAGGAGCCCUCAAGGGAAGCAGAAACAGAAGCACAGGCAUCACAGCAUCCUGGGAAGAACGACGAAGCGGGCUCCACUGACAGCAGCCUGGAAGGAAGUGACAAUGAGGACGCAUAAGACGCUGACCAGAUGCUCUGGGGACGCCACGGCAACUAUGUCAAGACUGAAGUGAGGCAAAGCUUCAGAGGUUUGUAGAAGAAUUAAAUAGUGACGGUCUACAGUUUGUUUUGACCUUUUAUUAUUUGACAUUAUCAGCUGACUUAAAGUCCGCUUUUAAGAACCAGAACCACGUGAGGGAUUCUUUCUAACUGGGCUUUGCUGAGCUAAUGAAUAUGUAAUUCGCUGUGGAUUAUUGAUGUCUUGGCUCUCUAACGAGGUCUCAAUAUGUCUCGUGUCAUCAAAGCGGAAGAGGGGA
This is a messenger RNA of Doryrhamphus excisus (bluestripe pipefish), 1788 nucleotides long. RefSeq names its product HIV-1 Tat specific factor 1 (gene htatsf1). Gene Ontology annotation, biological process: mRNA splicing, via spliceosome. The record is from RefSeq and is a predicted model, not a curated record. Gene Ontology annotation, cellular component: U2 snRNP; U2-type spliceosomal complex. Gene Ontology annotation, molecular function: RNA binding. NCBI's taxonomy places the organism in Eukaryota, Metazoa, Chordata, Actinopteri, Syngnathiformes, Syngnathidae.